CUGCGGGGACGCGCGCCCGCGGCGGCCGCCCGGGGAGCGCAGUGCUCGCGCGCCGGGGUCUUCGGCCGCCGCGCUCGCCGAGGCAAGAGCUGCCCGCCGCGAAGCUUCGUUGCCGCAGACCCGCUGGGAAGCAAUGGCCACAAGGUCGUCAUCGAGAGACUGGCACGGCCUUGGGUUUAGGGGCGUGCGAUGUUUUGUUGGUGCCUGCGGCGGCAGCUUACAAUGCAUUGGCAGAGGCUCCAGCUCCAUGGUUAAGCUGUGUUAAUGCGACAAGCCAUAAAGCCAUAAUGUGGCAUACCAUUCUUUCUGAGAGGUGAAUAUUACGGAAUAAAGAUGGCGGACAAAAGUGGGAAGAUUGUUCCAGGACAAGUAUAUAUUGAAGUGGAAUAUGAUUAUGAAUAUGAAGCAAAGGACAGAAAGGUCGUGAUAAAACAAGGGGAGCGGUAUAUCUUGGUGAAAAAAACCAACGAUGACUGGUGGCAAGUCAAACUGGAUGAGAAUUCCAAAGCAUUUUAUGUACCAGCCCAGUAUGUUAAGGAAGUCACCCGCAAAGCUCUAAUGCCACCUGUUAAGCAGGCAGUUGGACUACCAAAUAAUUCUAUGAAAAUGAUCCAGAGUCUGCAUCUUCAGAGAUCAACAGAAAAUGUGAACAAAUUGCCUGAACUUUCAAGUUUUGGAAAGCCCUCCUUGUCUGUUCAAGGAACAAGUCUUAUUCGUGAUGCCAAUCAGAAUUUUGGAUCCAACUGUCAUCCAGGUCAAACUCUCAAUCUAAGCCUGGACCUGACCCAUAAUAAUGGAAAGUUUAACAGUGACUCACAUUCUCCUAAAGUUUCCAGCCAGAAUAGGACACGCUUAUUUGGUCACUUUCCCGGUCAGGAGUUCUUGGACAUAGAGAAAACUAGCUUCUCCCAGGAGCAGUCUUGUGAUUCAGGAGAAAGCUUGGAGAGAGUACAUCAAGAUUCCGAAUCUGGAGAUGAGCUCAGCAGCAGCUCCACAGAACAGAUAAGGGCAACUACACCACCAAAUCAAGGAAGGCCAGAUUCUCCUGUGUAUGCCAACCUACAAGAACUGAAAAUAUCCCAGUCCGCUCUCCCCCCACUUCCUGGGAGUCCCGCAAUUCAGAUUAAUGGAGAAUGGGAAACUCAUAAAGAUAGUUUGGGGCGUUGUUACUACUAUAACCGAGGAACACAGGAAAGAACUUGGAAACCACCCCGAUGGACCCGGGAUGCAAGUAUAAGCAAAGAUUUCCACAGUCAAGGAGAUCAAGAGAGACAUCAUGAGCCAGUUAGCAUGAGCUGGCGAAAUCAGCUUCUUUCAUCAGAAGAAAACUGCCACAGCAUUUGUCCCAGCCAAUCAGAUAGUCAGUGUGGUUCUCCUCCAAGGGGUUGGUCAGAAGAGUUGGAUGAACGUGGGCAUACCUUAUAUACCAGUGACUAUACUAAUGAAAAGUGGCUCAAGCAUGUUGACGAUCAAGGUAGACAGUAUUACUACAGUGCAGAUGGGUCUCGGUCAGAAUGGGAACUGCCAAAGUAUAAUGCUUCGUCUCAGCAGCAAAGAGAAAUAAUUAAAAGUAGGAGUCUGGAUAGGCGGCUGCAGGAACCAAUAGUAUUAACAAAGUGGAGACAUAGUACCAUCGUAUUGGACACCAAUGACAAGGACUCUCCAACUGCCUCAAAACCCUGCCUUCCUGAAAAUGAGUCUUCUCCCUCUUCACCAAAGCACCAAGACCCAGGUCAAGAGAAAUAUGGAUUGUUAAAUGUAACAAAAAUUACUGAAAAUGGGAAGAAAGUUCGAAAGAACUGGUUGUCUUCCUGGGCGGUGUUGCAAGGUUCAUCUUUACUUUUUACCAAGACUCAAGGAAGUAGCACAAGUUGGUUUGGGAGUAAUCAGUCCAAACCAGAGUUCACAGUGGACCUUAGGGGGGCAACGAUUGAGAUGGCCUCGAGGGAUAAAUCCAGCAAGAAGAACGUAUUUGAGCUGAAAACUCGUCAAGGAUCAGAAUUGCUAAUUCAGUCUGAUAAUGAUGCUGUGAUUAAUGAUUGGUUUAAAGUUCUUAGCAGUACUAUCAGUAACCAGGCUGUAGAAACUGAUGAAGCAGUAGAAGAGGAGAUACCAGAUUCACCAGGAAUAGAAAAGCAAGAUAAAGAAAAGGACCAGAAGGAUCUUAAAAAGCUUCGUUCCAUGAAAGUGUCUAGCAUAGAUUCUUCAGAACAGAAGAAAACCAAGAAAAACUUAAAGAAGUUUCUUACACGACGCCCCACUUUACAAGCUGUCCGUGAAAAAGGUUAUAUUAAAGAUCAAGUAUUUGGAGCCAAUCUUGCUAAUCUGUGUCAGAGAGAGAAUGGCACGGUGCCCAAAUUUGUGAGGUUAUGCAUUGAGCAUGUCGAAGAACAUGGUUUGGAUAUUGAUGGGAUCUACAGAGUAAGUGGCAACCUUGCUGUGAUUCAGAAACUGAGAUUUGCAGUCAAUCAUGAUGAGAAAUUGGACUUAAAUGACAGCAAAUGGGAAGACAUUCAUGUCAUCACUGGAGCACUCAAAAUGUUUUUUCGAGAGUUACCAGAGCCUCUGUUUACAUUUAACCAUUUUAAUGAUUUUGUUAAUGCAAUUAAACAAGAACCAAGACAGCGUGUUGCUGCUGUUAAGGAUCUAAUCAGACAGUUGCCAAAACCAAAUCAAGAUACAAUGCAGAUUCUUUUUAGACACCUCAAAAGAGUUAUAGAAAAUGGAGAAAAAAACCGAAUGACCUAUCAGAGUGUAGCAAUUGUUUUUGGUCCCACUUUAUUAAAGCCAGAAAAAGAGACUGGUAACAUAGCAGUUCAUACUGUUUACCAGAAUCAGAUUGUAGAAUUAAUUCUUCUGGAAUUAAGUUCCAUCUUCGGACGAUGAUUCUUAUGGAAGAUAACCUGUGGGACAGAAGCUGGAUUCCAUCAUGUUUCAGAUCUUUAUAUGCAGUGUGUUUUGUUUUGGGACCAAGCAGUGGCUUUUUUGAUUUUGCACUUGUUGAGGGGUCAGAAGGGAAGGGGAGUGUGGAAAUGCCUGUUAGGCCUUCAUGUUUGCUGCUUUCUUGUGAGGUGAUAAAACUGUAAUUCUUGGAUUCAUUUCCUGAAUGUUUGCAUUAAUACUCUGAAUUUCAGUAUAAAUCAAAAGUCAGAAUUCUAACCAGUCAUAUACACUGGAUAAUUUGGUAAGAAAAACUACAUUUCCCCCCUGUAACUGGAUAAUGUAGAAUUUCUUCUCAUGAUCUUCACUUGGUGGAACAAUACCUACAAUCAGUUAUUUUGAAAACACUCUGGGCAUUUAAAACAAAUGAAGUAUAUGCUUUUUGAACCUGUGUAUCUCUUUUUCAGGGUUUUGCAUGCAGUGGCAACCUAAGUGCUAGACUCUGUGGUAACCUAACUGUAACUCUUGGUGAGGCUUGCUGUUGUCUACUGUGAUACACAGCAUCCUCACUGGAUAUUGUAGUUGCUUGUUUGGGCAGCACACUAAUCCUACUUAAAACACUGUGAUGUACUGGAUUUCUAUUUAGCAUAACUCAGUUCAGAGUAUUUUUGAGCUGUCUUGCUAUGGUGAAUUGUAGCUAACAGUCCUAAUUAUAUCUCGUGCCAUACGAGUUCUUGGUAUGACCCUGUGGAAACAAACAUUAUUUGAUGUAAAUAUGGUCUGAGGACUAAUUUUCUUUAGCUUGUGUACAUAAUUGUGUUGUAUAGUCUCAGAGUACAUUCUAACCCUUUGUUUCUAAUCAUGAUAUUGGUAAUCUUCUCCAUGAACAUUAGGUUUCCUCCAAAGUAGGCCAUUCCUUAAGAAACUAACUGUACGCACUUUUAGAUUUUAAUUACAUUUACAGGCAGAUUACUGUAAUGCAAAUGGUACUGGAAAAAUACUGAAUAAACUUGCUAAAUGGUAAAUGCACUACAAGAGGAACCUUUUAGACUUAUUUAAUUUGUACAGAAUACAUUAGAAAAAAUUUAUUAGAGAAUUCUAACUCUCCAGUCUGAUAGUAGAAACGAUGUGUAAAUUAGAUGGAUUAGAUGGAUGUUGGACGAAAAAUUACUUUGCUAAAUUUGAGAGUUUCUUUUUACAUUACUAAUGUAUAUUGAUUUGUAUAAUAAAACAGGGUUUAGAAGGUUUUGUUACAGGGAGCAUGGUCUGUUGAAAAAAUUUUUAAGUGUAUUUUUCUAGAUUAACUGCUGUAUAUGAAAUGUCUAAUCUAAUAAAGAAAAUAUAAGAGGUUUAGAGAUUUUUCCACUGGAAA
Molecule: messenger RNA, 4252 nt
Organism: Cavia porcellus (domestic guinea pig)
Lineage: Eukaryota; Metazoa; Chordata; Mammalia; Rodentia; Caviidae
Gene: Arhgap12
Product: Rho GTPase activating protein 12
Exons: 20
Coding region: 334-2886 (850 amino acids)
Biological process (GO): regulation of GTPase activity; signal transduction
Cellular component (GO): cytoplasm
Molecular function (GO): protein binding
Source: RefSeq, a predicted model, not a curated record